AUGCAGAUCUUUGUCAAGACCUUGACUGGCAAGACCAUCACCCUCGAGGUGGAGUCCUCCGAUACCAUCGACAAUGUCAAGUCAAAAAUCCAAGACAAGGAGGGCAUCCCUCCUGACCAGCAGCGCCUGAUUUUCGCCGGAAAGCAGCUCGAGGAUGGCCGCACCCUUUCCGACUACAACAUCCAGAAGGAGUCUACCCUCCACCUCGUCCUCCGCCUGCGUGGUGGUAUGCAGAUUUUCGUCAAGACCCUGACUGGCAAGACCAUCACCCUCGAGGUGGAGUCUUCCGAUACCAUCGACAACGUCAAGUCAAAAAUCCAAGACAAGGAGGGCAUCCCUCCUGAUCAGCAGCGUCUGAUUUUCGCCGGGAAGCAGCUCGAAGAUGGCCGCACUCUCUCUGAUUACAACAUUCAGAAGGAGUCGACGCUCCACCUUGUCCUCCGUCUCCGUGGCGGCAUGCAGAUAUUUGUCAAGACCCUGACAGGGAAGACCAUCACGUUGGAAGUUGAGUCGUCAGACACAAUUGACAACGUGAAGUCCAAGAUCCAGGAUAAGGAGGGCAUCCCCCCCGACCAGCAGCGGCUCAUCUUCGCUGGCAAGCAGUUGGAGGAUGGCCGGACUCUGUCCGACUAUAACAUCCAGAAGGAGAGCACUCUUCACUUGGUGCUCCGGCUUCGCGGUGGUAUGCAGAUCUUCGUCAAGACCCUCACGGGAAAGACGAUCACUCUGGAAGUGGAAUCUUCGGACACGAUCGACAAUGUGAAGUCCAAGAUUCAGGACAAGGAGGGUAUCCCGCCUGACCAGCAACGUCUCAUCUUCGCUGGUAAGCAGUUGGAGGAUGGUCGGACCUUGUCCGACUAUAAUAUUCAGAAGGAGAGCACCCUUCACUUGGUGCUCCGUCUCCGCGGCGGUCAGUAA
This is a messenger RNA of Chaetomium strumarium, 918 nucleotides long. Its product is annotated as polyubiquitin. Gene Ontology annotation, biological process: protein ubiquitination; modification-dependent protein catabolic process. The transcript is spliced from 2 exons. Bases 1 to 918 code for a protein of 305 amino acids. Gene Ontology annotation, molecular function: protein tag activity; ubiquitin protein ligase binding. Gene Ontology annotation, cellular component: nucleus; cytoplasm. The record is from RefSeq and is a predicted model, not a curated record. NCBI's taxonomy places the organism in Eukaryota, Fungi, Ascomycota, Sordariomycetes, Sordariales, Chaetomiaceae.